CUCAAAAAAAAUGGCUAGUAUUCCUUGCACCAUAGAUAAUACUAGUUUCUUCCCAAGAAAAACUGUUGUUACUUAUCUUAAAGCCAUACCAAAUGUUGGUGAAGCUCUAUUUGGUCUUAAAAAUGGUACAAGUGGAAGGAUUACUUGCAAGGUUACAUACAAAGUGAAGCUUAUUUCACCAAAAGGACGUUUUGAAUUUAAUUGUCCUCAGGAUGUUAGCACUCUUGACCGAGCCGACGAAACGGGGCUUGAUCUUCCUUACACAUUUAGGGCUAAUGUUACCAUUCAGACUCACAAGGAGAAUGAGCUUGAGGGCUAAGUUCAAUGUUUAUUUGAUGAUUGAGCUUUUAGUUUUUAUGUAAUGACUUCUUUUGUUAUCACAAAAAUUGCUAUAUAUGUACCUUUUUUAAUAAGUCGAUGAUGAUUUGUACUAUGUAGGUAAAUGAAUAAUGAUGGAAGUAUUCAUUUUCAU
Molecule: messenger RNA, 472 nt
Organism: Solanum pennellii
Lineage: Eukaryota; Viridiplantae; Streptophyta; Magnoliopsida; Solanales; Solanaceae
Product: ferredoxin-1, chloroplastic-like
Exons: 1
Coding region: 11-319 (102 amino acids)
Source: RefSeq, a predicted model, not a curated record